AUGAACUCAUCACACGAGGCAGACGAGCACCUUGCCACUAAACCACAGAAGUUACAUAAUCAAGGCAUAUUACGACUUCCAAUAGCUUUGGCUAGACAGACAGUCUCCAACUCCUACACCGACUAUAGUAUGGACUUGGCUUGGCAUUUAUCUUAUAAAGAUGAGGCUCAUAAGCAUCCUGAUCAUGCCUACCAAGUUGACCAUCUAUGGACCAAUAUAAGUAUUCCUCAUUGCUCGUACUCUGUGGCCAAUGCGCAGCGAUAUGGCUUCCAAACGAGCACUUCGACGUCUCCAACACUAGCAGAGUCCCGUAGGUACUUUUUCACCAAUGUAUAUUCGAUACUAACAGAAGUUCUGACAGUUAAAUCAUCUCCUUCUCAAAGUAUAGAAGAUCUCAAGUUGGAGAGUCCUUACACGCAACUCCACACAAGCGCUGGUACCAGGAGUGCCAGCACGGAGCCGACUCGCUAUCACUCUUUCUCUGCAGCAUUCGAUGCAUCAUCUGCAAGAGAUCGACAUACCAAUGAAAGAUCAUCAGCAGCCGUUAUGGCCAUCUUUCUUGCAACUUUAUCCGCCGCUCUACUCUCCUACUCGAACGAUAUAAUAUCGAACAGAGGUUUCGACAAAUCGGGUGACCCGUUUAUUACUGGAGGAUUCAUGGUUGCUAUUUCCCUCUGUAUGGGGGCGGCACUUUCUAGCUACCUUCCUACAAGUGGCCUCUUUACAUCUCGACACAUGAUGCUCCUGGAUAGACUCAAAGCAAAGGCAUCUUCUCGUUCAAAUGGGAUACUAGACGGUCCCCUACACUCAGAGGCCCUCCCAGCUCUCUCGCACAAACGAACCACCCGCUCUCUACCAAUGAUACCGAGAAUGUUCACCCAUUCAUCUCCCGAGCACUUUGAAUAUAGCUCUUCAUCCCAAUUCGAAGUUCCUCUGACGCCAGAAGAGCUAUCUGUCAUUCAUAGGUUCGAACAAGGCGUGUCGGUCUGUCAAUGGGUCGGCGAAUCCUUCCUCUGUCUCGGGUUCUGCGUCAUGUUCGGGACCCUCGUCAUCCUCUCAUGGACGGAACAAAAAACGGGGAUAGCAUUGCUCAUUACUAUCCUACUGAGUUUGUUGGUGGUGAUCGUGCUAGGGGUGUUUUGGAUGACAGCUACGUCGCAUAUGAACCUUUUAAUCGACUAUAGACAUCAGUCCAAAAGUAGAUUGCGAGGCCAACACCCCUCGUCCGAAAUUGUUUAG
This is a messenger RNA of Acaulospora colombiana, 1239 nucleotides long. The record is from the annotation of a GenBank genome assembly. Lineage: Eukaryota; Fungi; Glomeromycota; Glomeromycetes; Diversisporales; Acaulosporaceae.